This is a messenger RNA of Sphenostylis stenocarpa, 915 nucleotides long. Lineage: Eukaryota; Viridiplantae; Streptophyta; Magnoliopsida; Fabales; Fabaceae. The record is from the annotation of a GenBank genome assembly.
AUGAAUCAUUCUGGGGCUGGAAAAGAUGAUUUAGCAGCGGUUGAAGUUACUAAGGAUAGGAAUGGAAUAGGCCUAGUGGUUCUCCGGAACCAUCGAGGAGCUUCAGCAAAGGUUAGUUUGCGAGGAGGGCAGGUUCUUUCAUGGAAAUGGGAACGUGGCGAGGAGCUUUUGUUCAGUAGUAGUAAGGCAAUCAUUAAUCCUCUCAAACCAUUACGAGGAGGAAUAGCAAUAUGUUUCCCUCAGUUUAGAAACCGUGGAUCAUUAGAGCAUCAUGGGUUUGCCAGGAACAAAAUGUGGGUAAUUGAUCAAGAUCCUCCACCGUUUCCCACUGAUUUCAGUGAAAAAGCCUAUAUUGACUUGCUGCUCAAACCAACAGAAGAUGAUCUGAAAAUAUGGCCACAUAGCUUCGAACUUCGGUUAAGGGUCUCUUUGGCAGGAAAUGGAUAUUUAACUAUGAUUUCUCGCGUCAGGAACGUGAAUAGCAAGCCCUUCAGAUUCUCCUUUGCGUAUAAUACGUAUUACUCUAUCUCUGAUAUCAGUGAAGUGAGGGUGGAAGGGUUAGAAACUCUUGAUUAUCUGGACAACCUAUACAACCAAGAGCGCUUCACAGAACAAGGAGAUGCUUUGACAUUUGAAUCAGAGGUGGAUCGAGUGUAUGUUGAUUCGGGUAGCAAUGGGGUAGCUGUUCUAGACCACGAAAAGAAGCGAACAAUUGUCAUAAGAAAGGAAGGACUCCCAGAUGUUGUUGUUUGGAAUCCAUGGGAGAAAAAAUCCAAGGCGAUAGUGGAUUUGGGGGAUGAAGAGUACAAGCAGAUGCUUUGCGUGGAUGGUGCAGCAAUUGAGAAACCAAUCACGUUGAAGCCAGGUGAAGAAUGGACAGGUCGCUUGGAGCUCUCUGUGGUCCCUUCCACUUGA